AGUCGCUGCCUUAAUUACUCCGUCAGACCGUCACACGCUCCACAAGAAAUCUCAGAUUUCAAAACCAAAUCCAAAAAGACCUAAUUGUUCAGUGCGGGGGGUCCUCUUCACAGCUCCAAUCGCCGAGUUCUAAUAAAAAAGUUGAGAGAUUUGAAUAAGAAGAAGAGCUUCUGCUCGCUUUUAAAUCGAUUCCCUUUUCAGACCCAAACAAAACUCUAGCAGUUAUCCUCUAAGAGAGUCGCAGAGGGGCGAAUAGAAAACAAACAGGAACUCAUAAUGGCUCAGAAGCUUGAACUGAUAAGAGGUGGAGGAGGAUCCAUCAAAAUAGGAGCCACAGGAACGGUGGCAACUCUAAUGACUCGCGAGCUAGACUCCAUGAAACAACAACCUUCUCCUCAGACUCCCACAACUAAACCCAUUAGAACAACUAUCCCCGUCUCUGUAGACUGUGGCACCUCUUCUUCCACUCCAAGAAGACCAAAAGCAAGAAAAUCAUCAGACGAAGCUAGCAGCAGCAAUGUUAGAACACCAAAGGGUCAUCACAUCACCAAAAGCACUCAUCAGCUUCCAAAUGUUGUUGGCUCUGAUAACGUUAGAACACCAAAGGGUCACAAUGCUAAAAAGAGCACUCAUCAGCUUCCAAUGCUUGGCUCUGAUAAUGUAUCCUUGCAAGGAACUCCGAGAAGGGAGAAGAGAAUGAACAUUGUGGAUAUUGUGGAUGUGAAAUGCGGGAAUCCGGAUCGAGCUUGGGCUAAUCCGAUAACCAGUAGACUCAGGAAGCUUGGCUUCUCUAAACUCAAUGAGAGCAUUGGUUAAAGUAGCUCUCUGUUAUGCAAAACUUUUGCCUUAUUAUAUACUCUGGCCCAUCCGGUUUGUUUAUCGGUAUGAACCGAAUUAAACCAAAUGAGAAUGUGGUAUAUUUCUUUUGUCAAACCAACAAUUGUAAACGGAGCUUUUGGUUGUCAUUAAAGUCAUUUAUUUUUGGCA
Molecule: messenger RNA, 987 nt
Organism: Raphanus sativus (radish)
Lineage: Eukaryota; Viridiplantae; Streptophyta; Magnoliopsida; Brassicales; Brassicaceae
Exons: 2
Coding region: 277-816 (179 amino acids)
Source: RefSeq, a predicted model, not a curated record